AUGGACGAAAACACACGGUUUCUGCAGGGUGUCACGAAGCACGGUGGUGCGUGGGCACGGCUCGCACAAAAACACACUGAGCUCGGGGUGGUAGCCGUGGAAGAAAGCGAAGGUGAAGAUGGUGCUCAUGCCUCUCGUCGCAACAACGACGACAGCAGACACGUGGACGAAGGCCGAGAUAGUGAUGGCGUUGGCGGAGAUAAGCCUCGUACAUCGCUGGCAGCAGGGCCGGCCGGUGAAGGCACGAAGCAGCCGGGGAAGAAGGCGCGGAAGGGGGGGGACAAGGGCAGCAAGCAGGGGAAAGAUAAGAAAAAGCAGAAGAGUCGGCGCGGGUCCAGUGAAUGGGACGACGAAGAGCACGAGCGGUUUGUCAAGGGUUUCGAACGGCACGGCAAGGCGUGGGCGGAAGUAGCGCAAGUGGUGCGGACGCGGGACGAGGGUCAGGUUCAAGGGUACUCUGCCCGUUGGGUUACCCGUACCGGUGGCCUUCACGAAAGCUUUCGCAAGAUUGGCGAGUGGGAAGGCGACGAGCACGACCGGUUUAUGGAGGGGGUCAAGCUGUACGGCCGCUCGUGGGUCGAUGUCGCGAGCGUGGUGCGCACGCGAACGAACCGGCAAGUGAUCAUGCACGCCAUGCACCGCCUGAACGACGACCUGUCCUCCAAGCCCAGCUUACGGGCUUGCACAUCAACAGGGCCACAGGCAACGGAUCGAGCACCUCCCCCGGCACAACCACGUGCUGCCGUAAACGGCGGCGAUUGGGGAGACGACGAACAUGAGGCUUUCAUGAAGGGAGUCAAGAUCUACGGCCGCUCGUGGGUCAGUGUAGCGAGACUCAUGGGCACGCGCACCAACGAACAGGUUCGAGCGCACGCCAAGCAGUACCUCAACAAGGACCUGACCGAGAAACGCCCGUGGAGGUCUAAGAGGAGCAAGUCCACCACCCCUCCGGUGCCCAAGGCACCGACGCCUUGCCGGAAGGUCGCCGCCGCCGCUAGCCCCGCGUCCGGCGUGGGUGUCUCGAGCGCGCCCGCGUCGUUGGCACCGUCGUCGGUGCCUGCACGCCCCGCGCGAAGGAAGGCGGCCGCCGCGGCCGCCGCUAGGAUUGAGUCCACGACUGCUGGGGGUGACGCGGAUGGUGGUGGCGAUGAGGAGGAGGAGGAAGGGGGUGGAUGGAGCAAGCGAGCACGGCUCCCCGGCGAGGUCGGCGGGGGGGCACACGAGGAAGGGCACACCCAGGACAAGAGUGCUGGCAAGAAAAAGAAAGCGAAGAAGACGAAGAAGAAGAAGAAGAAGGAAUAA
Ectocarpus siliculosus is the source of this 1302-nucleotide messenger RNA. The record is from the annotation of a GenBank genome assembly. NCBI's taxonomy places the organism in Eukaryota, Phaeophyceae, Ectocarpales, Ectocarpaceae.